Messenger RNA from Mandrillus leucophaeus (drill), 4624 nucleotides. It is a transcript of the gene LRIG2, whose product is annotated as leucine-rich repeats and immunoglobulin-like domains 2. NCBI's taxonomy places the organism in Eukaryota, Metazoa, Chordata, Mammalia, Primates, Cercopithecidae. The coding region runs from base 646 to 3534 and encodes 962 amino acids. Gene Ontology annotation, molecular function: protein binding. The transcript is spliced from 19 exons. The record is from RefSeq and is a predicted model, not a curated record.
CGUGGGGCGGGGCAGAGAAGCCCCGUCAGGCCUCAGCGGUGUGUCCCAGGCAGUCGCCCCCGCUGUCGCGCUGCAUCUGCUCCUUGCAUGCCUUUAGAUGGUACAGCCCUCAGCCGGGGCUUGGGGAGACAGUGCAGCCGCUGAGCAUCUCUGCUGAGCUUCUCCGCCGAUCCUCCUUUUCUAGCAGGCAGCUCAUCUAGGCCAGGUCCAGGUCGAGGGGGAAAAUGGCGCCCGCGCCCCUAGGCAUCCCGGAGGAUCAGUUGCUGGGGUGUCGAUCUGGAUUGCUUUCCCGGUUACUCUUCCUUGCCCAGAGCUCUCUCCUCCUGUUGCCCGCCGCCGGAGCAGGUCUCUGCCCCGCGCCCUGCUCCUGCCGCAUUCCUCUCCUGGACUGCAGUCGCAGGAAACUGCCCGCACCGAGCUGGAGGGCGCUGUCGGGCCUGCUGCCCCCCGACAUCGCUAUCCUGGAUUUGAGUCAUAAUCGGUUGUCUAACUGGAACAUCAGCUUGGAAUCACAGAUGUUACAGGAAGUGGAUACCUUCUUCAUGCUCAUUGUCUCUGCAUUCUCUCCUCCUAGCCCCAAAUUCACUACUUCUAAUGUGUUGUGGAUGAGUACACAGUUGACAAGUUUGUUAGCUGAAAGAGAAAAUGAAUUACAAUGAACUAACAGAAAUCCCGUAUUUUGGAGAACCAACGUCUAAUAUUACUCUGCUUUCAUUAGUCCAUAAUAUAAUCCCAGAAAUAAAUGCACAGGCGCUCCAGUUUUACCCUGCUCUGCAGAGUUUAGACCUCAGCUCAAAUAUAAUAUCAGAAAUCAAGACAUCUUCAUUUCCUCACAUGCAGCUUAAAUACCUGAAUUUAAGUAAUAACAGGAUAACCACCUUGGAGGCUGGCUGCUUCGAUAAUUUAUCGAGUUCCUUAUUAGUGGUAAAGUUAAACCGUAACCGAAUUAGCAUGAUUCCACCUAAGAUCUUCAAGCUGCCUCACCUCCAAUUCUUGGAACUUAAAAGAAACAGAAUUAAAAUUGUGGAAGGUCUUACAUUCCAAGGGCUUGACUCCUUAAGAUCUUUGAAAAUGCAGCGGAAUGGAAUUAGCAAACUUAAGGAUGGAGCAUUUUUUGGCUUAAAUAACAUGGAAGAACUAGAACUGGAACACAAUAACCUUACACGAGUGAACAAGGGGUGGUUAUAUGGCUUGCGAAUGUUACAGCAGCUCUAUGUGAGCCAGAAUGCUAUUGAAAGAAUCAGCCCUGAUGCAUGGGAGUUCUGCCAAAGACUAUCCGAACUUGAUUUGUCGUAUAACCAGCUGACCCGCCUGGAUGAAUCUGCCUUUGUGGGUCUGAGCUUAUUGGAGAGAUUGAAUUUGGGAGACAACAGAGUCACUCAUAUUGCUGAUGGUGUAUUUAGAUUUCUUUCCAAUCUUCAGACAUUAGACUUAAGAAACAAUGAAAUUUCAUGGGCCAUAGAAGAUGCUAGUGAAGCCUUUGCUGGACUCACAAGUCUCACUAAAUUAGUCUUACAAGGAAACCAGAUUAAGUCAAUUACAAAGAAAGCAUUCAUUGGUCUUGAAUCCCUUGAGCAUCUAGAUUUGAACAAUAAUGCUAUAAUGUCUAUCCAAGAAAAUGCUUUUUCUCAGACUCAUUUGAAAGAACUGAUUCUGAACACAAGCAGUUUGCUCUGUGACUGCCAUUUGAAGUGGCUACUUCAGUGGUUGAUUGAUAAUAACUUUCAACAUUCUGUGAAUGUAAGCUGUGCACACCCUGAAUGGCUAGCAGGGCAAAGCAUCCUGAAUGUGGAUCUGAAAGAUUUUGUCUGUGAUGAUUUUCUUAAGCCACAGAUAAGGACACAUCCUGAAACCAUAAUUGCUCUAAGAGGCAUGAAUGUGACUCUGACGUGCAGUGCAGUGAGCAGCAGUGAUUCACCCAUGUCCACUGUGUGGCGCAAAGACAGUGAAAUCCUGUAUGACGUGGAUGUUGAGAAUUUUGUUCGUUAUCGGCAGCAAGCUGGAGAAGCGCUGGAAUAUACUAGUAUCUUACAUCUUUUCAAUGUGAAUUUCACAGAUGAAGGAAAAUAUCAGUGUAUUGUUACUAAUCACUUUGGUUCUAAUUAUUCUCAGAAAGCCAAACUGACUGUAAAUGAGAUGCCAUCUUUUCUGAAAACGCCAAUGGAUCUGACUAUUCGCACUGGUGCCAUGGCCAGAUUAGAAUGUGCUGCAGAGGGACACCCUGCACCUCAGAUUUCCUGGCAGAAAGAUGGUGGUACUGACUUCCCUGCGGCUCGAGAAAGACGCAUGCACGUCAUGCCCGAAGAUGACGUCUUCUUUAUUGCCAACGUGAAAAUAGAAGAUAUGGGAAUCUAUAGCUGCAUGGCACAAAAUAUAGCAGGAGGUCUCUCAGCAAAUGCUUCCCUAACAGUGUUAGAGACACCCUCAUUUAUUAGACCCCUGGAGGAUAAGACAGUAACCCGAGGUGAAACUGCGGUGUUACAGUGCAUAGCUGGAGGGAGUCCUGCACCUCGUCUCAACUGGACUAAAGAUGAUGGGCCUUUGCUGGUGACAGAACGACAUUUCUUUGCUGCAGCCAAUCAGCUUCUCAUCAUUGUAGAUGCUGGGCUAGAAGAUGCUGGGAAAUAUACCUGCAUUAUGUCUAACACCCUUGGGACAGAACGUGGCCACAUUUACCUAAAUGUCAUUUCAUCCCCCAAUUGUGACUCUUCACAGAGUAGCAUUGGGCAUGAAGAUGAUGGCUGGACUACAGUUGGCAUUGUCAUCAUUGUUGUGGUCUGCUGUGUUGUUGGCACUUCUUUGAUCUGGGUCAUUGUUAUUUACCACAUGAGAAGGAAAAAUGAAGACUAUAGUAUCACAAACACAGAGGAGCUCAAUCUGCCUGCAGACAUUCCCAGCUACUUGUCUUCCCAAGGAACGCUGUCUGAGCCACAGGAAGGCUACAGCAACUCUGAGGCAGGCAGUCACCAGCAACUUAUGCCUCCUGCCAAUGGAUAUAUACACAAAGGCACUGAUGGUGGCACUAGUACCCGGGUGAUUUGCUCAGAUUGUUAUGACAAUGCCAACAUCUACUCCAGGACCCGAGAAUACUGUCCAUACACCUAUAUUGCUGAGGAGGAUGUUCUUGAUCAGACACUGUCGAGCCUCAUGGUCCAGAUGCCUAAAGAGACAUAUUUAGCUCAUCUUCCCCAGGAUACUACUGCCCUAGAGAGCCUGAUAUCGUCAACUGACGGAAAGCCAUCUGCCUUUCCCACCAACCAUGAGAGGAUAAGUGAGAAGAAACUUUCGUCCACACCGAUGAGUGGUGAAACAUUGCAGCGGCCCGUCUGGAACAUAAACAGAGAACUAGGCCUGCCUUAUCCUCCUUUUUCCCAGCAGCCAGUCCAUGAGUCACCACAACUUCAUCAAAAUGAGGGCUUGGCAGGGCUGGAGCCAGACUGUUCCGCUUCUUCCAUGUCCUGCCACAGGUUACAGGAUAAUGGUUUUGAUUUUAGUAGGACUCGGAACAUUCAAGAUGGUAGUGAAGGCACAUGAAACCCACUUCAGGAUGAAAUCUGGGCAGAGACUCAUAAAUUAAUUUUGCAUUUACUACCUCAGAGCUCAGAAGAAACUCCGAAGUCAGCAUUUGCUUUACUCUUUCUUUAUGAUUGCAUCUGACUGCACCAAGGUGGGCCAUGCGUUGUUUGGUCUUAUACCUGAUGAAGAAAUGGUAACAGCUGACAGAAAUGGGUACAGCUCAUCAAAAAUGUGCAGCAUCGGCAGAGGGAAGAUACGGGGCAAAUGUGCUUCCUGAUGGUUCCAUGGGGAUGUGCCCCAGUGUGCAUCUGCCUGUCAGAAGAGUCACAUUGCUGCUUAACCUGCUGGAUUGCCCUAGUCUUCAGAAUGGUCCUGAGAAAACAUCACUACUUUGAUGUUCUGCUUUGCCUUCCAAGGAGCAAAAAUAACUUUGGAGCCUUGUGGGAAGUGUGCCUGGGAUUCUUCAGUGGUUUCAGGCAGAUAGUUGAGACUGGGGCUUUGAUAUUCAAGGUCUUUGGCAAGAAUCCCAGACUUGACCAACUGGUACCAGGUCAAAGGUUUUUGUAUUCUUAAUUUUUUUUUGUCCCUAUUGCCCAGGGAUGUCACUGUAAAUAUAUGUACAUUUAUAAAUAAUUUUUGUAUUCAUUGACCAUAUGUGUUGGCUGCAAUGUAAAUAUUUUUGAUAUGCCAAAAUUAUAUAUAAUAUUCAGUUAUAAUAUUGACAAGUAGCUUCUCAGAUCAUAGAUUUUAAAUAACUUGAUUUAAUGAUAUCUAAAAAUUUUAUUUAAAGUAUAAAAACUGUGGCUCACACCUGUAAUCCCAGCAUUCUGAGAGGCUAAGGUGGGAGGAUUGCUUGAGGCCAGGAAUUUGAGACCAGGCUGGGCAACAUGGUGAGACCCUGUCUCUGCAAAAAAUAAAUUUAAAAAAUAGCUGGGCAUUGUGGCAUGCUGUUGUUGUCCUAGCUACUUGGGAGGCUGAGGUGGGAGGGUCACUUGAGCCCGGGAAAUCAAGGCUGCAGUGAGCUGUGUGAAGCCACUGCACCCCAGCCUGGGUGACAAAGCGAGACCUGGCUCAAAAAUAAAAUAAAUAAAUAAGUUUUAAAAACUUA